Morus notabilis is the source of this 1862-nucleotide messenger RNA. RefSeq lists its product as uncharacterized. Gene Ontology annotation, biological process: ubiquitin-dependent protein catabolic process. Gene Ontology annotation, molecular function: metal ion binding; ubiquitin-like protein conjugating enzyme binding; ubiquitin protein ligase activity. Bases 258 to 1496 code for a protein of 412 amino acids. NCBI's taxonomy places the organism in Eukaryota, Viridiplantae, Streptophyta, Magnoliopsida, Rosales, Moraceae. The record is from RefSeq and is a predicted model, not a curated record. Gene Ontology annotation, cellular component: endoplasmic reticulum. The transcript has 2 exons.
UCUCUCUCCCUCUCUCUCUCUCUCUCUCGGCUUAGAAAGGAAGUCGAAACAACUCGUUUCAACAAAUUGGCCUAAAACCCAAUCUCCUUCGCUCUCGUAGAUCUUUGAUCGGAAGCUGAAACCUUCCAUGGCGAUUCCGACUCCGCUCUGACUCAGAUAACUCGCUUCUCACUCAGAGCAAUUGCGGUCACAGCGCCAGUUUGUUGAACCUCCAAUCCAAUAAGCCUUUUUUGGAACCUGGGCUUGGCCAAUUUGUGAUGGGUGAGGAGACUUCUGACGCGAUGAAUCUUGAUUUGAACCUGAGUCCUGGUCCUGAGCCGAUAUUAUCGAAUGAGCCUAUGAAUUUGGAUUCUUGGGUUGAUAACCCUAUCAAUAGGAUUAGGGAAGCUGUAAGGAUCGGGGCUUCCCGACGGUCGAGAUGGCGUCGGUUUCAGAUACCGCCCGACACUCAGAACUUAUCGAUGGAGUUGAAUCACUUGAUGGUCAAUUCCAGUACUGCAAGUACAUUGCAGGCAGGUGAGGGUAGUGUUGAUGCAGAAGUAAGAACAAAUGAGUUGCCCAAGACAUGCGAAAAUAACAAUGGGUUUUUGGAAGAAGAAGAUUCAGAGAAUAAGGAUGAGACUGACAAGGGUAACGGCAGUGAUGGAAGCUUUUUUGAUUGCAAUAUCUGUUUGGACUUGGCUAGGAACCCUGUUGUAACAUGCUGUGGUCAUUUGUUCUGUUGGCCGUGUCUUUAUCGAUGGUUGCAUCUGCAUUCAGAGGCCAAGGAAUGCCCUGUGUGCAAGGGAGAGGUAACUCUCAAGCAAGUGACCCCAAUUUAUGGUCGUGGGAGCCAUAAACGCGAGCCAGAAGAGGACUUGAGUCUUAAGAUCCCCAGUAGGCCACAUGCACGGCGAGUGGAGAGUUUGAGACAAACUAUUCAGAGAAAUGCGUUCAGUUUGCCAGUGGAAGAGAUGAUUCGGCGUCUUGGGAGUAGAUUUGAGUUACCCCGAGAUUUUCUUCAGUCACAGGAACCAGAGAGUGCUCGGGAAACAGCAGAAAGAACAAAUUCCUUGUUAAAUAGGAUCUUAACAGCCAGAGGAUUACGUAGAGAGCAAAAUCCAGUGGCACCUGCAGAUGAUGUUGUGGACUUGAACCAAACUAGUGUGGUUUCCGCUGAGGUGGGAGAUAGCCGGCGGAUUCAUUCCCUGUUACUUCGAAGAACACAAUCACCGAGAUCAGGGCUACCAUCUCUGUCAUCUGCACUUUUAGUUGAGGCAUUUCGGAGCCAGACUACUGGUAGGAACCAGGAGCAGCCUCCUCCAGUCGAUGAUAGAGAUUCUUUUUCCAGCAUUGCUGCUGUAAUAAAUUCGGAGUCUCAAAUAGACACUGCUGCAGAAAUUGAUUCAAUGGUGUCACUUUCCACUUCAUCUUCCAGAAGAAGAAGCGAUGCUUCGAGGGUUUCAGACGUGGAUACCGGUGAUUCUCGAGCACCAAGAAGGAGACGAUUAAACUGAAAAGCGUAUCUUUUAGCAAUGGUAAUUUGGACAUCUUUAUGUUUCCAAAGUCUUUUCUUUGUUCCUUUAUGUUGCUACUGUGGGAAAUUACUGUUUUUUGGAGACAAGCAUCAACUUCCAUGAGGUGAUUAUGGAGCUCUUAGAGCUUUCCGCUUUCAGUAUUUGGUUCAAAUAUGUCUCCGCUUUCUAGUGCCGUAUGCUUCCAAUUUAUCUACGAAAAUCGUUGUGUAAAACGACUAGGUUGGUUCAUCGGUUUUCACUGUACAUAAUCUCCUGAACUUCAUUUAUCUGAAGUACACUUAUAAUUUUCAAUGAGUUCCCUUUUUCCUUUAUCAUCUCAAUCUGGUGAUGGAAAAUUCUUAUUAA